Molecule: messenger RNA, 1885 nt
Organism: Micropterus salmoides (largemouth bass)
Lineage: Eukaryota; Metazoa; Chordata; Actinopteri; Centrarchiformes; Centrarchidae
Product: ankyrin repeat domain-containing protein 34A
Exons: 5
Coding region: 5-1492 (495 amino acids)
Molecular function (GO): protein binding
Source: RefSeq, a predicted model, not a curated record
UGGGAUGGGAAGGCCAACCCUGGAGAAAAAGACAAAUAAUUCCAUGGGGGACCCCUUGUCAGACUGCAGCCCUCUCAUCAGCGCAGCAUCCAUGGGUAAGCUUCGCCUGGUCCGCCUGCUGGUGGAAGGCGGGGCUCAGGUCAAUGGGCACAACCCGGGAGGAGAGACCGCUCUCCUGGCUGCCUGUAAGGCCCUGAGAGGGGAGCCAACUGGGCCCGAGACGGUGAAACUCCUCACAUAUCUGCUCCAGAACAAGGCAGACCCAAAUGCACAGGACCGGGCUGGACGCACUGCCCUUAUGUACGCCUGUAUGGAGCGGGCAGGAGCUCAGGUGGCAUCCACCCUGGUGGCUGCAGGAGCCGAACCCUGCAUGGAGGACUACUCUGGAGCCUCAGCACUGGUUUAUGCCAUCAAUGCACAGCACCAGCCGACACUGAAGGUGUUGAUGGAUGCCUGCCGGGCCAGGGGUCGUGACAUCAUCAUCAUCUCCACGGAGAUGGGCGUGAAUGGAGGUCCAGUGACCAGGCGUUAUCUGAAUGUUCCUCCAUCUCCUGACACCUCACCAGUGACCUGCAUGUCCCCGUCCGACAUUGUCCUCAAGACGGGUUCACCGAACUCUCCUGAGGGAGAAAACGUUUUCAACUUCAGAGGAACUAGCAAAAGAGGAAGUAGCAGCAGCAGCAGCAGACAUCCCUCCUGUGAGCUGAGUCCGUUGAGCCAGUGUAGCAGUCCACCGCCCAGGCAGAGAAUGUUAUCUGAGCCGUGGCUAGCCAUUCACAACCUGGCCUGUCUGAACCGGGCUUACGAGGAGGGAGUGAGGGAGAGGGGAAACAGAAAGGAUUCAAGAGUGGGGAGAGGAGGGAGGGAAGAUGAGGAAGGUGAAGAUGAGAAGCCAAAUUUUCACCAGUCUGAGAUGGAAGAGGGGUCGGACAGUGUGGCUCAAAGGAGGGAUAACAGAUAUGGAGGAAAAUAUUACAACAGCUUCCACGGAGAUGUCCUUCCGAGGGUUUCUCAGUCUGUCCUCUCCCUCACAGAGAUGAUCUCAGUGAGAAGCACGAUCCCCAAGAGGUGUUUGACGCCCGUAUCUUCAACAUGGGACAAAAUUACUCAAAAAAGUGACCAGCUUCCUGUCCGUCUGUCUCCUUACUCCCAACUCCGCAGGAACACCCUCCCCUCUGUCAUGGUGGUUCCUCCUCUGCUUCACCUCCCUCCCUUAGUCAAUCAAUCAGACUCUCACCUCCAGGUUCCAACCCAGCUUUCACCUUCCAAAAGCAGGAGCAUGGGGUUUCUGCCUCACCCACCCAGUUCUCGUCCACCUUCCUCUUCCUCCAGAGCACCCGCAAGACCAGGAUUACUCCCUCCGCUGCCGCCCACCUCCUCCCUCACCUCCCUAGUUGCUCCCCCUGCCUCCUGCUGCAGUGAGAGGAACAGGAGGUCACUGCGUCGCCAUUCAGUACAGUUUGAACAGAUCAGAGGAGGAGAAACCAUUUAGGCAUGUGAGACUGAGCACCUUCAUCCCUCCAUAAUGUGGUUCUCUGACACAAGAAAGAAGUUCAAGCAGCAGCCUGAAUAUGAGGCAGGAGUCGGGAUAACAUUGAGAUGAAUCCUCACUCCUCACACUGCGUAAAUAAUUUUAAAAUCCCUCUAUCACUGCAAAAUGCAAAGCAAACCGGUAAAAUAUAAAGAAUAAAAUGAGAUUCAAAAGUGUUUUGCUGUGUUUUUGCCGCUGUGAAUUUGGGUCAAUAUUACUUAGACAAAUUCUGACGUUACAGAUGAGACCAGGAUCAUAAAUAGAGCUGAACAGAUCAGGCGAUCGGUCAGAUGAUCUACAGAGAAUUAAUCAAAACAUUUGUGUUGAGAAAAAUAAAUCGAUAGAAAAUCUGAA